Durio zibethinus is the source of this 1957-nucleotide messenger RNA. Its product is annotated as GRF1-interacting factor 3-like. Lineage: Eukaryota; Viridiplantae; Streptophyta; Magnoliopsida; Malvales; Malvaceae. The record is from RefSeq and is a predicted model, not a curated record.
UACGUCAACGUCGGUCAAGAGAUGCGAACCCAAAGCAAAGCAAAAGCCCAAAGAAACUAACAAAACCCAACUGACACAGGCAACCGUGCAAAAAACCAAUAAACUAGCAACUAAAAAAAUCUCUUUCGGGUGAGUUUUGUCUUAAUAACACAACACAACAGGACAGACCAAAUCUAAGCCUCUCUUCUUCUUAAAUGUAUAUUUUUCAGUUUAUUAUUAUAAUGUUUACUUCCCAUAUCUCAAAUUCCAUAAUCAUCGUCACUAUCUGAAAAACCCCACUUCAAAAAUUAAAGAAAAAAAAAAAAAAAAUCCUCCAGUCACCUGCUCAAGCAAGGUAAAACUAGUGCAUACCCUUUAUUUCUUUUCAUAUUUUUAGCAUUUAGGGAUAUUCGAUUUAGGGUUUUUUUUGGGGAAAAUUCCUCAGGGUGAUUAGAGUUAGGGUUUCUUUUUGGAGUAAAGUGAAGUAAAAACUCACACAAGAUGCAGCAGCCACCGCAAAUGAUUCCUGUGAUGCCUUCAUUUCCACCUACUAAUAUCACUACUGAACAGAUUCAGAAGUGCCUUGAUGAGAACAAGAAGCUGAUUUUGGCAAUUUUGGACAAUCAGAAUCUUGGAAAACUCAAUGAAUGCGCCCAGUAUCAAGCUCAGCUGCAAAAGAAUUUGAUGUACUUAGCUGCAAUCGCUGAUGCACAACCACAAACGUCAACAAUGCCUCCUCAGAUGGCACCACAUCCUGCAAUGCAACCAGGAGGAUAUUUUAUACAACAUCCUCAGGCUGCUGCAAUGGCACAGCAACCUGGUAUUUUCCCCCAAAAGGUGCCAUUGCAAUUCAAUAGCCCACAUCAAAUACAGGAUCCACAGCAGCAUCAACAAGCCAUGCAAGGUCAAAUUGGAAUCAGACCUGGAGGGCCCAAUAAUGGCAUGCAUCCUAUGCACACUGAUGCUACUCUUGGAGGUGGCACCAGUAGUGGUCCCCCUUUACCUUCAGGCCCAAACAGUGGACGUGGUGGAAGCAAGCAAGAGGGCUCUGAAGCUGGUGCUGAUGGACAGGGCAGCACCGCUGGUGGGCACAGUGGUGGUGAUGGACUGGAGGAGGCAAAGUGACUGCCUUAAUCGGUUGUUUUGAUUGGUUACUUGUGGCUGUUGAUGGUUGGUGCCUCUUACAAUUGGAGUUGUAUUUCUCUGGUGAUCUUUUGAGAGACGGUGUUAGAAUUAAAAUUUUCUUGUUGCUCUUUAAUUUAACAGUUUAGGUAGGUAACUUUUGUUGAGGUUCUUGGCAUGCCAAUGAAUUAAAAAAACAGGCGGUUAGACAAUGAUGGUUUACUUGUAAAAGCAGGUUUAAAGCAUGUGGUCACUACCUCCAGUGCUGUAAUUUUGUACCUAUUAAAGCUUUGCAGCGUGUAUCUGAAUUGUGAUCCGAUUUAAGUUCCCUUAGUUGUUACUGGCAAUGGUUGUGUUUAAAACCCUAUGUAAAUCAAGGUGUGGUCGAAAUGGAACCUACCACGAGAGCUCUUAAUGUCAAAAAUGACUGGUCAAGUUCCUAAGUCAUGUUAAGGAGCUGUAAGCAGUUGGCUUCUCAUUUACAAGCAGGGGACCAUGAGAUGAGGCUAAGGCAAUGGUUGCGCGAAGAUGAUGUUUCUAAUCUCUAUAGUUUCUAGGUGAAGGAAGUGUGCCAGAAUUGUUAGCUUUACUUACCUUUUAAUCAUCUGAGUUGGGAGAAAAUUCAAUUUCCAUUACUAGAAGAAAUAAAUGGCGCCCAACUUAGAGGAAGGAAAGGUAAAAAGAAACUAAUAACAAGAGAGCAGAGGAAAAGAAAGAAAUUUGUCUUCUCAAGGAUCUAAAAAUAACGAGAAAAGGAAAUAUCCAUGAACAUGAUCAUGAUUCUCCUGGAACCUUUGGGUGAGAGUCUUGUAUUAACUAUAAGUUUGGAGAUCAAUCUGAAGCUGUUUUUAUUAGC